Messenger RNA from Harpegnathos saltator (Jerdon's jumping ant), 351 nucleotides. RefSeq lists its product as uncharacterized. The record is from RefSeq and is a predicted model, not a curated record. NCBI's taxonomy places the organism in Eukaryota, Metazoa, Arthropoda, Insecta, Hymenoptera, Formicidae. The transcript is spliced from 2 exons. Bases 25 to 351 code for a protein of 108 amino acids.
UUUGGGUGUGUCUACAUAAUAAAAAUGUAUGCUGCCGGUGCUGAAGUGAACGCUAAACACGCAAAUUAUUACAUGCCUGCUCAACAUGAGGACGAGGCUCCACCGAGCAAGAAAAUGUGCGAAAGCGUUCCACGACCUCCUGCUAUGCAUAUCUUAGGACGCCGAUACGCUUUGACUGCAACUGCUUAUAAAUAUUUGAAUAUCGGAAUCAGCAUAGGAGCUGAACCCGUCAUAGACAUAGUCAUUGAUGAUAAUCGUGGCAAACAACUGCUAUUGCCGAUCAAAACUUGGAAUGCGCUAAUGGGGCAACGUGCUGACAUCCAAAGAUUUCUGCAGGCCAAUUUUUUAUAA